GCUCCGCAGCGACGGGAGCGCGCGGUGGAUCCUUCACUCGCACUGAGGAAGAAAAAAAGCGCCCGACGGACCGCAACAGCGACUGUCCGGGGGUAGAGAAAAAAUGUUCCUGCCACCAUUCUCCUUCCUCAGCGCUGUCCAGUUCGGCAAAAAAUAUGUGAAAGGAUCUACCACGCGUGCGGAUGCCACUUUUUUCCACAUUUAAACUUGUAAAAUCUAGAGGAUUGCAAAACUCCGUAUAAAAAUAACAGGAAUUGAAGUUAACUCUGAGAAGGUACAGAAAUGGCUCGAAGGCUCCUGCAGCUUCUUGCUUUGUGGACCACUUUGAUGGGCAUUGUGCAGAGCUGUCCGGAGCUCUGCAGCUGCCAGGAUAAAUUUGUCCACCAGUUUGCAGACUGUGCCUACAAAGAUCUGCUUAAGGUGCCCGUCGGCUUCCCCUUCAACGUUACCACCGUCAGCCUCUCAGCCAACAAGAUCACAUCGCUGGAAAGUAAAAGCUUUAUCAGCAUCACUCAGGUCACCUCUCUCUGGCUGGCACACAAUGAGAUCGUCAGCAUACAGACAAACACCUUGGCCCCCCUGAUUCAGCUACGCAAUCUGGACAUAAGCAACAAUAAGAUUGUGAACUUCCCCUGGGGGGAUUUGCGGAACCUCACAGCUCUGCAGCUACUGAAAAUGAACAACAACGAGAUGGUCAACCUUCCGAAAGACGCCUUCUCCACACUCAAAGACCUCAGAUCCCUGCGCAUCAACAAUAAUAGGUUCACUACCAUUGUGGAGGGUACCUUCAGUGCCCUCUCCUCUAUGUCCCACCUGCAGAUUUACAGCAACCCGUUCACUUGCUCCUGCAGUCUAGAAUGGCUGAGAGAUUGGAUUGAAACCACAAAGAUUUCUGUACCAGAGCCUAGUCAAAUCCUGUGUGAGGCCCCUGAACAUCUGAAAGGUGUGCAGGUUUCAAAGAUUCCUAAAUUGCAAUGUGAAACCCCGAAUGUCACCAUAACCUACCAACCAAACAUAGAGAACACUGUUCUUCAUGAAGGUGUUUCGGUCAUCUUAAACUGCGAGACAAAAGGAAGCCCCAUGCCUCAGGUCAGUUGGGAGGUGAUUGCUGGAAAUCAAAAUUACCUCUUUCCCCUGCCACCCACCACAGAAGUAAAUGAUGCGCCAAUAAAUGACAAAACAACCAACAAUAGAUUUCUCGUAUUCAGGAAUGGGACUCUUGCCAUCCCUCGCAUGACUCAAAAGGAGAAUGGUAAUUAUAGUUGCUCUGCUGUGAAUGAGUUAGGUAAAGCAGAGAGAAGUGUCAAACUGGCUCUGGCUCCCAGCCUGAAGCAAGGGAGCAAUUCAGUCCCUGAUUCAACUCUGGACAAGAGCCGUUUAUCUGAUAAAAAGCUUUCAGACCCCAAAGUAGCAAAGAACAAUGUGAUCAACUGGGGUAAGCAUGAGGAAAAGACAAAGGAACGCCCAGACGACGGUUCAAAGCACAAAACUGGCUUAGAGCAAGCUGGAGUUGUUUACAAGGACCCCAGCUUUGGGAGCAAAUGUGGCGUGAGAGAAGGCAGCGAAUACAUCUCCAAUCACGCCUUCAACAUGACCCUGGAUGACCUCAAGCAGUACACCUUCGAUUUUGGUGUCAUUGCGUUGGAAGUUUCGGAGACAGAGGCCAAAGUACAGCUAAACCCUCUGCAGCUCCCCAGCAGCAAGUCUAACCUCCAUCUGAGUCAGGCUGAGAACCAGGAAAUGGUUGUCAAGGAGCCCUUUGGUCAGCGGCAGUCUUCUUCCAGCAAGGACACACUGGACAUGCUCUACCUCUGUGUGAAAACAGGAAACGGACACUCCCUGGUGCAGUGGUCCAACAUAGAGGAGGGGGUAAAUGCAUAUCGUUUCCACGGCUUACAGCCCGGCACCAAUUACACUCUCUGCCUCACUUAUGGGGGGCAGGACUGCCAGGUCCAAGUAGUCUUCACAACAAGAAAAAAGAUCCCCUCCCUGUUAAUUAUUGUGGUUGUCAGCAUUUUCCUAUUGGGUCUGGCCACUGUUCCCUUGCUGGGAGCCACCUGCUGCCAUUUGCUGUAUAAGUAUCAAGGAAAGACCUACAAGCUGAUUAUGAAGGCACAGAAUCCGGAUCAGAUGGAGAAGCAAAUGACAAGAGAUUUUGAUCCUAGGGCGUCAUUUGUUGAGUCAGAGAAAACCUUCAAUCCGAGUGAGAUGGGAGAGGGAGAAGACGAGGAGGAGGCCGAGGGAGACAGAGAAGGAGAGGAAGGAGACGGCGAUAGGGAUGGUGAUGCUGAGGGGAGCGUGGUGACAGAAUCCAUCCCCGGAUCCUCAUCGAAAACCAACCCGGAGGAGUUCGAGGUCGGCUCCGAGUACAGCGACAGGUUACCGCUCGGAGCUGAGGCCGUCACAAUCUCGGAGGAAAUUAACGGAAACUACAAGCAGCCCAGCCGCUGAGCUCCUCGGACGCCUGCGAGUAUUGUGUAAAAUAGUUUACUUUAAAGUAGCCCACAUUCGAGCAGGUAACCCACGCCUCAUCGAAACACGUGAUUUUAAAAGAAAGCGGAUUUUAAUUAUUUAUUUUUUACCUCAGACUCCUUCAGUCACCGAGAUUGUGAAUUAAUUCGUGUUGCAUUUGUAGUCUGUCGUGUUUACAGAACAAGCACAGAUCUAGACAGUUUAUCGGACCUCACAAAAAGAAAGCAGCAAAAUGUUCUCUUUCUGCAGGACAAGCACAAGCGCAGGCGCAAAUUAGACAGAGGUGCGGCGAGUGCGUUAAUUAAAAGCCAAAUGAAACCUUAAUCGCCGUUUUGGGACCGCGAAAAACUCAACCAAGCAAAGUGCCAUAAUGUUUUUUUAAAGUAAUUUUAAUAAGCAGACGUCAGGGACGCUUCUCUUGUUAACCUGUCUGCGUCUUUGUGCUUUGCUUUAAGGCCGCCGUUUAACAUCCUCUCAGGUGUCACUGACUCAAUGAAAAAGUUUGAUUCAGUGUGAUGUGGCGUUUGAUAAGGUGAACAGGUAUUAGAGUCGGGAAGAGCGCACAACUGCGCCUUAUUCGCUGUCCUGUCCGUCCAAAAAGGGAGACUGCGCUUUCAGCUGUGUGUGCUUGAUGGUAAAAAAGAAAGAAAGAGAAAAAAUCCCAGGCUAUUUACUGAUAAAAUGUUGUUUCACGUAAUGUAUAAAAGGCUUUAGAAAUUAUUCAGAAGGUACUUGCGGUACCUAUAGCCUACUCUUUCUUUCUUUCUUUCUUUUUUUUUUUUUUUUUUUAAACUAAGAACGCGUCCAUGGCAUGUCGCAUAUUUUCCUUGUGUGGUUUUUGAUUAGUGUAGUCUGUAGGGCUUUAGAUGUUGCUGUCUAACUGUGAUGUAAAUCCCAGCAAAUUACAGUUAUUUCUUUAGUUUGUAUUUUUAACGGGUUUUACUUUAUUUUCAGUUACAGCGAAGCGGGAAGAAAAAAAAGGCACUAGGAGCGCCUUGCGGCUUCACUGUCCUGUAUUUUUGUUACAUAUGGUGAGUUCUUUGUGAACAAUGUUGUAAAACGAAAGCAUAAAAACGUGACCUUUUACGAUUUUUUGAUAGAAAUUUAUGUAAGUGGAAUUAAUAAAACCCAUAAAACUAAACGGA
This is a messenger RNA of Gambusia affinis (western mosquitofish), 3617 nucleotides long. RefSeq names its product immunoglobulin superfamily containing leucine-rich repeat 2 (gene islr2). Bases 283 to 2451 code for a protein of 722 amino acids. Gene Ontology annotation, molecular function: protein binding. NCBI's taxonomy places the organism in Eukaryota, Metazoa, Chordata, Actinopteri, Cyprinodontiformes, Poeciliidae. The record is from RefSeq and is a predicted model, not a curated record. The transcript is spliced from 2 exons.